Molecule: messenger RNA, 6814 nt
Organism: Miniopterus natalensis
Lineage: Eukaryota; Metazoa; Chordata; Mammalia; Chiroptera; Miniopteridae
Gene: SLCO5A1
Product: solute carrier organic anion transporter family member 5A1
Biological process (GO): transmembrane transport; sodium-independent organic anion transport
Cellular component (GO): basolateral plasma membrane
Molecular function (GO): protein binding
Source: RefSeq, a predicted model, not a curated record
AGGGGAUGCGCCCGGGGCUCCUUCCCCGAGCUGCCGCCCGGAGGUGGACCCAGAGCAGAGCUCAGCGCAGGACUGCGAGGACCCCUGGCCCACGGGGCACGCGGCUGCGGAGCCUCCUCGUGGCCGCGUCUGGGGUCAGGAUGCCCUGGGCGCCUCCCUGCUGGUGAGGAUGUCCUGCUGCGCGGCUCUGAACCCCCCAGCCCCGGUCCCUGGUGGGCACGACUGCGUGGGCCCGGCUUCGGCCCCUCGUGCGGGUGGAUGCAAAGCGCCGGAGUCCUCGAAUACAACCAGCGAUCGAAUCUGAAUUCCAGGAGCCAUGGACGAAAGCUCUGGGCCGCAGCCCCAGGCGGGAGAGCAGCCCCCACCCCCGGCCCCAGCAGGAGCUGUCCAACAGAGGAGCGAACCGGAGACCUUUAGGUCCAAGAGUUUACCCGCCCUGAACAGCGCCUCCUGCCGGCCGGAGCUCAGCCCCGCGGGCGCAGGCCCCGCGCCGGGCUGUCCGGGCUCCUCGGGCCGCCAGGAGCUGAAACAAUGCCUGAGCCGGUUGGCGCCCAGCCCCUCUGCCCCGUCCACUUCGGCGGAGAUGGCGGGACUGGUGGACUGCAACCAGAGGGUGGACGUCAGCAAGGCCGUGUCGGUGUCCCCCACGUUGGCCACGCUUCAGGGGAGACGGUGCCUCUACGUGGUCCUCACCGACUCGCGUUGCUUCCUGGCCUGCAUGUGCUUUCUGACCUUCAUCCAGGCGUUGAUGGUCUCCGGGUAUCUGAGCAGUGUCAUCACCACCAUCGAAAGGCGCUACAGCCUGAAGAGCUCGGAGUCGGGGCUGCUGGUCAGCUGCUUUGACAUCGGCAGCCUGGUGGUGGUGGUCUUCGUCAGCUACUUCGGGGGCCGCGGGCGGCGGCCGCUGUGGCUGGCGGUGGGCGGGCUGCUCAUCGCCGUGGGCGCCGCGCUCUUCGCCCUCCCUCACUUCAUCUCGCCCCCCUACCAGACGCAGGAGACCAACGCCUCGGCCUCCACCGACGGCCUGUGUCAGAGCGGCAACUCCACGGCGACUCUGGAGCCUCCCGCCUGCCCGAAGGACUCGGGGGGAAACAAUCACUGGGUCUAUGUGGCUUUAUUUGUUUGCGCCCAGAUUCUCAUUGGAAUGGGCUCCACGCCCAUCUAUACCCUGGGACCAACCUACUUAGAUGACAAUGUCAAGAAAGAAAACGCAUCCUUGUACCUAGCCAUCAUGUAUGUCAUGGGAGCUCUUGGUCCUGCCGUGGGAUAUUUAUUAGGUGGACUUCUUAUUGGUUUUUAUGUUGAUCCCAGAAAUCCUGUUCACCUUGACCAGAAUGACCCUCGUUUCAUUGGAAACUGGUGGAGCGGAUUCCUCCUUUGUGCCAUUGCAAUGUUGCUUGUGAUAUUCCCAAUGUUUACUUUUCCAAAAAAGCUUCCGCCUCGACACAAAAAAAAGAAAAAGAAAAAAAAAUUUUCUGUUGAUGCUGUUAGCGACGAUGACGUCAUGAAGGAGAAACCAAACAGUAAUGAGCAAGUGGACAAAAAAGUUUCUUCUAUGGGAUUUGGAAAGGAUAUCAGAGACCUACCAAGAGCAGCUGUCAGGAUCUUAAGCAACAUGACAUUCCUUUUUGUGAGUUUGUCAUACACAGCUGAGAGUGCCAUUGUAACUGCUUUCAUUACCUUCAUUCCCAAGUUCAUCGAGUCACAGUUUGGUAUUCCGGCUUCCAAUGCCAGCAUCUACACUGGUGUUAUUAUUGUCCCCAGUGCCGGUGUUGGCAUUGUCCUUGGAGGCUACAUUAUAAAAAAAUUGAAACUUGGUGCAAGAGAAUCUGCAAAACUUGCAAUGAUCUGCAGUGGGGUGUCUUUACUGUGUUUUUCAACCCUGUUCAUUGUGGGAUGUGAAAGUAUUAAUCUAGGAGGCAUAAACAUCCCUUACACAACAGGACCCUCUCUCACCAUGCCUCAUAGGAACCUGACGGGAAGCUGCAACGUCAACUGUGGCUGUAAGACCCACGAGUACGAGCCAGUCUGUGGAUCAGAUGGAAUUACAUACUUUAACCCCUGUCUGGCUGGCUGUGUUAGUAGUGGUAAUCUUAGCACUGGGGUAAGGAAUUACACGGAAUGCACCUGUGUCCAAAGCCGGCAAGUGAUCACUCCGCCCACGGUGGGGCAGCGCAGUCAGCUCCGCGUGGUUAUCGUCAAAACAUAUCUCAACGAGAAUGGCUAUGCUGUGUCUGGGAAGUGCAAACGGGCCUGUAAUACCCUCAUCCCAUUCUUAGUUUUUCUCUUCAUUGUCACCUUCAUCACAGCAUGUGCCCAACCCUCAGCCAUCAUAGUAACACUCAGGUCCGUGGAAGAUGAGGAGAGACCUUUUGCUCUGGGAAUGCAAUUUGUUUUACUGCGAACGCUUGCAUACAUUCCCACUCCAAUUUAUUUUGGAGCAGUUAUUGACACCACCUGCAUGCUCUGGCAACAGGAAUGCGGAGUGCAAGGCUCUUGCUGGGAGUACAAUGUCACGUCGUUUCGUUUCGUCUAUUUUGGUUUGGCGGCCGGCCUCAAAUUCGUUGGCUUUAUUUUUAUUUUCCUGGCCUGGUACUCCAUUAAAUACAAGGAGGACGCGCUGCAGAGGCAGAGGUGGCGAGAAUUCCCCCUGGGCACGGUGAGCGAGCUGGUGGGCCAGCCCGAGGGCGCCGACAAGCACGCCCGGACUAGAUCUUGCCCGGCCUUCAGCACCCACGGAGAACUCCACGAAGAGACUCGUCUGCGAAAGGGGCCCCACUGCGCAGCGCAGACCUACCCGGGGCCCUUCCCAGAAGCAAUAAGUCCCUCCCCAGACCCGGGGCUGCGAGAGGGGCCUGCUGCCGUGUAGCCUCGCUCCUGAAGCUGGAAAGUAGAAGACUUUAGUUUUGUUGGUUGAGUUGAAUAUUGGCGACUUGAGAAACACCCGUGCCUUCUUUUCUUUCUUCCCCUUUUUUAACCUCUAAAGACACAAUCCUCAGCCCAACAAAACUCCGCAUACACAGCCACUGUCGAUUGAGGGCUGGAUACCUCAAUGAGACUGAGAACUUUCCCGCCUUCUGUCCAAGAAGGAGGAGUUUGGACAGACUUGUUACCAUCUCCGCUAGGUUAGUUCCAUGCUCAUGCACCAAUGUGGUAUAAGGCCAAGGUACGCGGUUAACAAAAUCAGGGAGGUGUGAUGGCGGUGCCUCUCCUUAGCAUACACUCCACACCAAGGUGAGCUUGACCAUGACUUUGCAGUUACAAAUCAGCGUGGUUUUUUUUAGAUCUGAACACCUACUGUGAGUUCUGCUCCAAAGCACAAAUGAAUUUGCCUCAACUAUGCAAUUUGAUCAGGAAAAUGUAAGUGCAGCAUGUGACUUUUGCUUUCAGAGACUAAAGCAGAUACAUUUUGAAAAGAGGAAGCUCUACUUUCCUUAAAGUACUGUUGAUAGCAUUUUAAGCCAUAGCAGAAUUAUAGAUCAGGUAGGAGUUUUCAAACGCUUCAAGGGAACCAUGUGCAUAGCGUGAUAAAAGGAACAGCUACUUCAUUUCAUGAGACACGUUCUCUUAGUUUGUCUGCCCCCAUCAUAUGGUAGUUAAGGAGGCUGCUAAGUUAUCUGAUAGCUUGAAUAUAAACUCCAAUAUUCCUUCAUAAGGGGUUUUAAAACUAGUGUGCUAAACAACAUGGCUAGAAACUGUAAUUUGAGAUGCAUAAUAAGGAAAGAAACGCACAGCUUUCUCAUCCAAAAAAAAAAAAAAAUUGCUGCAGAAAUUUUUUUACCUCUUAAGGACCCACGUAAGGGUAGUUAGGAAUUGUAACCUUGACACUCAAAAUAGUUGGAAAAAGGAAUUUCAGAGAUGUAAGAUUGAGUCCCGCCCGAUCAUUUUAGUUAUCUGCCUGGAAACACUAGCAAAUCUGUAUUGUUCUCUUUCUUACGUACAGAAAAUUGCUAUGGUUGUUACUGAGAUUGAGUCAUUAAACCAGGAAGGCUAUACAUGCUACAUGGAAAUCACCUUGAAUGCAGGAGGAGGGAGACCUGGGAGCUGGACCUGUAAUAUGAUCCUAAAUAAUGAUGGAAAAUACAAAAUAAAUUGGCCUGCGUACUGAAUCCUGCUUUAUCAGGGUUACAAUCAUUUUACACCACCUUUCGACUCCUCCCUCCUGGAAUCGAUCUGAAAGAGGACUUCUCUGUUCCUUUGGGUUCAUUACCCAUGAUCCUUUCCAGCACCUCCCAGGGCAUCACUUCGAUUUAGGUGCCACCCAGAAUGCUUUCUACGUGGUUCUUAAGGCAGAUGCCUCCUGACGGCACUAUGGACUGAUGGCAAGUGAACUCAUGGGAGCUGGCUACUCAGAAAAAGAAUCAUGACAAUCAGAUAUAGGAGGGACUGUGAGCUCCAAAUACCAAUAUCACUGUUUCUGACAAGUAGCCUGCGCUCGCGGAGGGCUAACCUGGCAUAUGGUUUCCUUGGCUGGUUUACACUCUUCCACAGAAAGAAUGUGAUUGGCAGAACUGUCCAACGAUUCAGGCCUUUACCCUCCAUCCUUGGCUGCCCCGUGGGGCUGUGUGAAUAUUCCUGGGUACAGGGUUGUUUUCCUCUCUACCUAGGAAUGGCAUCAGUCAAAUGGUUCUCUUGGUUGCAUGCAGUUUGUGGAGAGGGUUAUCACUAUUGGACUGAGUAAUGUCUCCAAGGGGUGGAGCCAGUGGUCUCAGUGAUGAGGACUUCCCUUUGGGCCGUCUUGUUUGACUAAGUCAUGGAACUAUUGUUGCCUAAGUUACACUGGUGUCCGUCAAACUUUGGUCAACACGGUGCAUAUUGAAGGUCUUCAGAAAAUAUUGCUGAUUAACCCAGUGUCUACUCUGGGGCUUCAGGGUUCCCCUUUACCCUCUAUGGGAAAUCUUUGAGCUUUUUGAAGAGCUAAAGAUAGGUAGGUUGGGGAGAGAGAGGUAGUGUUUUCUUAAUUUCCCACUGAUUUUUAAGAAACUGAAUUGAGAAAAUAUUGAUGAGAUUACACUUUUUUUUUUUUUUGGUAGCUAAGGUGAUAUGUUUCAACACUGUUAUAAUUUCUCUCUUCUUGGUAGGAUAUUUUGGAAAGGAGAUGCUCUCAGAACUCCAGGAUAAGGAGUGAUGGAGUAAUCAGGUGUAAUUAGGGAGCUGCUCCUCUGUUCUCGACCUUGAACUCUAUCCAGUUCAGCAGCCUAUGGCUGGGUGCCAGUUCUCUCUCAGCCACCAUUUGACUCGUUACCAUUUGCCACUCUAUGAAAUCCUUUGGGUUUGAUUGGGCCAGAAUUCAAAGGAAUUAGCAUGAGUUGUACAUCACAGUGUUAGUAUUGUACUUCCUCAAGUAUCUGAUGCUUAUAAAUAGCAGGUGUAUCAUCAAUGUGUUGUUGGUGAGUGUAGACUAAAUAGUAAAAAUUAUGGGGGAUUGAAGUUUUGGAAUAUGUACCAAGUAAGAGUUGUCCUCAAAAUGGUUUGGGCUCUGGUAAUAUCACUGAAAUGUGUAGUCAACUAAAGUGACUGUUUUAUAGACAACACCAUUUAAUUGUAUAUAUGAGGUUCUUAUAUACUUGUUAAUAAAUUGGUUAUGUCACUUUAUAGUCACAGCUCCUAUUAUAAGUUUAAUCGACACUCUCCAUGAACUUAAGCUUAUAAUUACUUGUUUUGGAAAGAAGUCUUCUUGUUCUUUCAUAAACUCUGUAGAUUAAUAUAUUAUUUGGCUUUAAUAUGCAAAUAUAAUACCUUUGACUGUAGCCUAUUAAUUUAGAAAGCUCCAGCGGGCAGGUGGGGGUUCAAGUGCAUUCUUUGGUUAUUUUCAUUACUAUGAAAUACUGAUCCUUUGUAGGUGGCUUUAAUUCUUGAAAAACAGUCAAAAGUCAUUCAGAACCAAGGUGGGGGAAGAAAGGAGCGGAGAGGACACAAAUGUGCUAAGUGUUGACUAUUUGCAGAGCAUUUUGUCAAGCACUUAAUAUACAUCAUUCAUUUUAAUCCUCUCAAUAACUUUGAAAGAUAAAACUAUGUUUUGUUACUAUGUUUUUGUUGUUUUUUUAAAAAACAGAUUAUGAAAACUGAGGCUCUGAGAGGUGAAGUGACUUGUUGAGGACUGUAGAGUGGGCAAGUCAGGCAACGCAGGUUUCUCUGUCUCGGCUCACUUCUGGCACUAUGUGAUGCAUAUAAUAGUUUUGGCUAACAGAGAUAAGAUGUGACUAGAAGAUAGUGAGGUAAAUCAUUUUGGUUUUUGAUAUGCUACUGUUUCUGAAGAGUAGAGAAUUAUUUCUUUGUGUAAAAUAGAAAAAAUUUGUAGGAAACAUUAAAAUUUAAUGUUUAGAUUUGCAAGGUAAAUUUACAUUUAUUUAGCUAAGUGUGAUAGUCAAAAUCUUUUGUCCUAACAUACCUCAAGUAUUUAUUUAUAGUGUGUAUUUAAUACAGAACAAGUCCAAUGUCAGUGAUAACGCUGAGUUUCAGCAGAGCUUCUGAAAUGAAACAUUACGAGGAAACGAGGUUCAGAUCGAUUGAACCUGAGCUUUGUGGAUUUCAGGCAUAUGUGCUUUUCAACCCCCCUCUUUCAGAAUGUGAACAGUUUCAUUAGUUUUUUGGUGAAAAUUGGUUUAAGUUUCCCAAUAAAAGUUUUAAAUGAACAUAUAAAGUGUUACAUGUUAAGAGGACAUUUACAAAAUGUUAUAUGUAAUAUACCAAACCAGGGUCGUGACCGUUGUGACCGUUAGCAGGAGCACGCACUUGGCAAUGUCAGCCACCAGGGAAGGGAGUUGCCUGGCAGAGGGUAUGGCAGCCCCCCGUUUUCACCACCCACCAAGGA